UCCCGUGAAGUCAGCUAAGAACAUCUCAUAAAAGCAAAUUCACAUGUUUUAUGUGGUGAGCAGGAAAAAGAAGAAUGGCGGAGAUGAAUGCAGGGGAAUUGGACAGGGAUAAAGUGUACUACAAGCUGGCAAUUCAUACAAAGAAAAUCUUAGUUUAAAGACACCCACAAGGGGGAAAAGGCACUCUUAGCUAGUCUGGAUGUUAUUCAACAUAGCACCUCGUUUUUGACUAUUGAAUAGUUGUAGCCGUUUGAUCACUGAUUUUCAUGCAAGAUAUACAACGUGCACACGGCAUCUCUGCGAUUAAACAAUUGUAGAUAGAGAUUCCUUUUCAUCAUAUGGAGAAAAAUAUACAUAAUUUAAGUGUACUGACUGUGUCGCUUUGUUGGUACCUUUUUUUAUAUGAAGUUGACUCGUCUCUUCAGAUCACAAUACUAGAAGCUUUCAUUCCUGCUACUUAGUUCCGUUCUUAUAUAUACUCUAAGUAUACCAGGGAUUUCUCGAAAAGGGCAGAACUUCUGAGUCUUGGGUUUUAGCAUCCUUAAUAGUAUUAUGUUCUGUUGAAUGUUCCCUUUGUCUACUCUCAGCUGAAUGCACUUUUUAGUUCCAUUUGGUCAUUUGUAGACAUCAAUUAUACCUUCUUUCUUUUUGUAAGGGUAAGAGUAGUCUCAUAUUGUUAUAAACCAUUUCUGUAGAUUCAUAUACAGUCCGCCAACAUCGUAGACUAUCAAAAAUCUCUCUGCGAGACCGUAAAGGGCUUUUGAGCUGUUAACUAUGGGGGGAAAGUUAAGCCUGGUGGUGUUGGUAUUGUUGGGAGUGUGCAUUUUCAAAGGAUCGGCUCAGCUUAGUACGAAUUUUUAUGCCAAUUCAUGUCCCAAUGUUGAGAACAUUGUAAGAGAUGUUGUUAAUCAGAAAUUCAGCCAGACAUUUGUGACUGUUCCUGGCACACUGAGGCUUUUCUUUCAUGACUGUUUCGUUGAGGGAUGUGACGCCUCUGUGAUAAUCCAGUCUACUGCAAACAAUCAGGCAGAGAAGGACUUUCAAGACAACUUGUCCCUGGCUGGGGAUGGGUUUGAUACCGUAAUCAAAGCAAAGCAAGCUGUGGAGAACGUGUGUCCCAACAUUGUGUCUUGUGCUGAUAUCCUAACCAUUGCUACCAGAGAUGUUAUAAGAUUGGCUGGAGGCCCAGCGUAUAGUGUGGAGUUGGGGAGAAGAGAUGGACUCAUAUCUCAAGCUUCCAGAGUCGAUGGAAACCUACCCAAGGCUUCAUUCAACCUCAAUCAGUUGGUCUCUCUCUUCCAAAGCAAGGGCUUAACUCAGACAGACAUGAUUGCUCUAUCUGGGGCUCACACACUGGGAUUUUCUCACUGCAAUCAAUUUUCAAACAGAAUUUACAGCAACCCAAUUGACCCCACUCUGAACAGUGCGUAUGCAAGCCAACUGCAGGGCAUGUGUCCCAGGAAUGUGGAUCCCACCAUUGCUAUUAACAUGGACCCUACAACACCUCGUAUAUUUGACAAUGUCUACUACCAAAAUCUCAAGUCUGGCAAGGGCCUCUUCACUUCUGAUCAGGUUUUAUACACAGACAGCAGAUCAAGAAGGACAGUGGAAGUGUAUGCAAGGUAUCCCUCUCAAUUUAAUGCGGGCUUUAUACAAGCAAUCACAAAACUGGGUCGGGUUGGUGUUAAGGUGGGCAAUCAAGGAGAGAUCAGACAAGAUUGCAGCCGCUUCAAUUGAUAAUGUUGAUGUCUCAAGCAAUUUAGUAGCUCUAAAUUGUGGUGUCUUAAAUUUUAGGGUUUGGAGGGUUAACAUUAGAAAUGUAGAUUUUGGGAAUCACAUGUUUAUUGUCAUGCUGAUUUAUAUUCAUUUUCAGUCACAAUAAAAGCAGGGGGAUUUGUAAUAGCAAUAAGGUUGGAUGUGUGUAUUUAUGUUCAAUCCCAGAGCUGUACAAUUUUUCAUUGCAGUUUAUCUAAUAAAAUCCAUUUUUAUUUUUUUUAGAUUUUACAA
Messenger RNA from Cryptomeria japonica (Japanese cedar), 2007 nucleotides. RefSeq names its product peroxidase 51. The transcript is spliced from 4 exons. The record is from RefSeq and is a predicted model, not a curated record. The coding region runs from base 775 to 1737 and encodes 320 amino acids. Gene Ontology annotation, biological process: hydrogen peroxide catabolic process; response to oxidative stress. Gene Ontology annotation, molecular function: peroxidase activity; heme binding. Lineage: Eukaryota; Viridiplantae; Streptophyta; Pinopsida; Cupressales; Cupressaceae.